Messenger RNA from Aphidius gifuensis, 962 nucleotides. Its product is annotated as glutathione peroxidase 1-like. Gene Ontology annotation, molecular function: glutathione peroxidase activity. Bases 303 to 923 code for a protein of 206 amino acids. Gene Ontology annotation, biological process: response to oxidative stress. NCBI's taxonomy places the organism in Eukaryota, Metazoa, Arthropoda, Insecta, Hymenoptera, Braconidae. The record is from RefSeq and is a predicted model, not a curated record. The transcript has 3 exons.
ACAAGUAUACAGCUAAACACACAGUCAAGAUGAACUCAACUUGUAAUACCCUUCAUCAAGGUCUUGGUUGAUUUUAUAUAUUUUUAAAACAACGACACAACAUCGGAAUAAAACUAACCGGUUAUAUUAAUUUUUUAUUUUUACUGUUUGAGUUUGUUGAUCAUUAUCAAACUGGUCAUUUCAUCUAUUUUAAAAAGAUGAUUUUUUGAGACGAUAUAAGACGCUGCAUCGUAUUCCAAGACUUCAUUCGUGUAUAAAACUUUGACAAGUCUUGUAUAUUUAUUUAAGUUUUAACAUUUAAAAUGCAGAAAUUAACAAUUGUUUUAUUGUCAAUUGUGGUGGUUGCAUCAGCUGGACCAUGUGAAAAUGGUAAAGACAGCCAUUGCAUGUCACAAGAUAGUCCAUUUAAUCAAGACACUGAUUGGGAAAAAGCAACAGAUAUUUAUCAAUUUCAUGCAAAAGAUAUAAUGGGAAAUGAUGUGUCACUUGAUAAAUAUCGUGAUAAUGUAUUAAUUGUUGUUAAUGUUGCUAGUGAAUGUGGCUUGACUGAUACAAAUUAUAAACAACUAGUUGAAUUAUUUGAUAAAUAUGAAAAAGAUGGUUUAAGAAUAUUAGCAUUUCCAUGUAAUCAAUUUAAUGGACAAGAACCUGGUACACCACAACAAAUUAUGGACUUUGUUAAAGGUUAUAAGGUUAGAUUUGAUAUGUUUGAAAAAAUUGAUGUUAAUGGUGAUAAUGCACAUCCACUUUAUAAAUGGCUCAAGAGCAAACAAGGUGGUACUCUUUUUGAUCUUAUCAAAUGGAAUUUUACUAAAUUUAUUAUCAACAAAAAAGGACAAGCUUUUGAACGUGUUGGACCAUUUUUUGAACCAAAAAGUAUGGAAACUACUAUUCAACUUGCUCUUCAAGGGAAAAUGGACUAACUAAAAUAACAAAUACAUUUUUUUUUUUUUUUUCAAAGC